AUGUCCCUACGUAUACUAGCGAAGAGAUCUUCCUCAAUCUGGAUGAAAACACGUAUUACACCAGCCUUGACUACUCCUAUCACUAUCAUAACUCGUUUCAACUCUACGACCACAACCACAACAUCACAUAAAGAAGAUGCCAAACCAGUUGAUCCUAAAAUUUCCAAAAUUGUACAGGAUAUCUCGCAACUGACACUUUUGGAAACUUCUAAUUUGAUUAAUGAAUUGAAAACUGUAUUGAACAUUCCAGAAAUAUCCAUGCCUAUGGGCGGUUUCAUGGCAAGUGCUACAGGUGCAGGUGCAGGAAAUGUACCAGGCUCUGCUGGUGAAGCUGGUUCCGGUGCUGAAGAGGAAGUUAAACCGGAAGCGAAAACUGUGUUUACUGUGAAGUUGGACUCGUUUGACACCAAAACCAAGGCUAAAGUCAUCAAAGAAGUCAAGGGAUUAUUGGGACUUUCACUAGUUGAAGCGAAGAAGUUUGUUGAGGCUGCUCCAAAGGUCUUGAAAGAAAAUGUUGCCAAGGAUGAUGCCGAAAAGAUCAAGAAAACCUUGGAAGAUUUGGGAGCUAAGGUUAGUUUGGAAUAG
Molecule: messenger RNA, 585 nt
Organism: Saccharomyces mikatae IFO 1815
Lineage: Eukaryota; Fungi; Ascomycota; Saccharomycetes; Saccharomycetales; Saccharomycetaceae
Gene: MNP1
Product: mitochondrial 54S ribosomal protein bL12m
Exons: 1
Coding region: 1-585 (194 amino acids)
Biological process (GO): translation
Cellular component (GO): ribosome
Molecular function (GO): structural constituent of ribosome
Source: RefSeq, a predicted model, not a curated record